GCAUUUCAAAGUAACAGUUAAUUAAUAUUUGUUAUUAUAUACUUAUAAAAUAAAUAGAUUAAUUGUGUAGUAAAAGUUGAUGUAUUAUUCACUGUAUUUGUAUUUUUCUUAUUGAAAAAAUGUCUGAUGAAGAAGUGAUACGCCGAAGAUUACUUAUAGAUGGAGAUGGUAUCGGAGAUGAUCGUCGAAUUAAUAUGCUUUUAAAAUCAUUCAUAAAAUGGGCAAAUAGUCCAGACGCAGAUAAUACUUUACACGAAAGAAUGUUAUCUCAACUUGCUCAAUGUGAAUUUGCACAACGAAAAUCUAGAUUAGUCUCAAAUAUGAGUCAAGAAGAAUUGAAAAGUUAUGAACAGUUAUCGAAAGAAAUUGAAAUUCAAAUAGAAGAGGCUAAAAAAGAUAUUGAAAGGACAAAAGUAGAAUUACAAGAUGCAAAACGUGUUAGGAAAAAUAGAAUUGAAUAUGAUGUAUUGGCAAAAGUCAUAAAUGAGCAGCCAGAUAGAGUAGAAACUAACCUAAAACUUGCUACAUUACGUGAAGAAUUAGGAAAGUUAAAAGAGAAAUCAGAACAAUUAGAACACAAAUUGGAAAUGAGACGAAAACAAUUUCAUGUUUUAAUAUCUUCUAUACAUUCUUUGCAAGGAAUGUUAGAUGAAUGUGAUGAAGAAAUAAUGGAUGUAAGUUUAGAAAAUUAUGAAGAUGCAGAUACAUCUUCAAAGACUGAAGAUCUUAAAUAAAAUUAUUUUAUAAAAAAAAGAAAUUUUUAAAUUUUAUAAAUGCUUUAAUAUGCUAAAAUUUCUAUUUUCAUAUUUUAUGUAAAAUUUUUUUUCCUUUGCAUAUAAUAUAUC
Apis laboriosa (Himalayan honeybee) is the source of this 845-nucleotide messenger RNA. It is a transcript of the gene thoc7, whose product is annotated as THO complex subunit 7 homolog. Lineage: Eukaryota; Metazoa; Arthropoda; Insecta; Hymenoptera; Apidae. The record is from RefSeq and is a predicted model, not a curated record. Gene Ontology annotation, biological process: mRNA processing; mRNA export from nucleus. The transcript has 3 exons. The coding region runs from base 120 to 734 and encodes 204 amino acids. Gene Ontology annotation, cellular component: THO complex part of transcription export complex.